AUGCCGUGGAUCCCGUGGCUGCCGCCUCUGCUGCUGCUGCUGACCGCCUGCACCUCGAGCACCCAGGGGAAGCGCCGCCUCGUCUACUUCCGGGAGGAGUUCGAAGAUGGGGAUGGAUGGACAAAGCGAUGGGUACAAUCUAAACAUCAGUCAGAUUACGGAAAAUUCCAGCUUAGUUCGGGAAAAUUUUAUCAAGACAAAGAAAGAGAUAAAGGUCUCCAGACCACUGAAGAUGCCAAGUUCUAUGCCCUUUCCACCAGGUUUAAGCCAUUCAGCAAUGAGAAUGAGACCUUGGUGGUUCAGUUUUCAGUAAAGCAUGAGCAAGGCAUCGAUUGCGGUGGGGGCUACGUGAAGCUCUUUCCUGCCUCACUCGACCAGGACAACAUGCACGCCGAGUCCCAGUAUUACAUCAUGUUCGGCCCAGACAUCUGUGGCUUUGGCAACAACAGACUACAGGUCAUCCUCUAUCACCAAGGGAAAUACCAUGAGAACAACAAGACCCUCAAGUGCAGGAUUAAUAAGGACACUCACCUGUACACUCUGGUCAUCCGCCCGAACGGGACGUACGAGGUGAAAAUCGACAACGAGAAGGUGACGAGCGGAAUGCUGGAAGAUGACUGGGACUUCCUGCCUCCCAAGAAGAUUAAAGACCCCUACGCCAGGAAACCAAGGAAAUGGGAUGAGCGGCUACAGAUAGAGGAUCCUGACGAUAAGAAACCUGAGGACUGGGAGGACUCGGAGUUCAUACCAGACCCGGAAGCCAAGAAGCCUGAUGACUGGGAUGAGGCGAUGGACGGGGUGUGGGAAGGGCCGCUGAUACUGAACACCAAGUACAAGGGAGAAUGGAAACCUCGGAUCAUUGACAAUCCCAAUUACCAGGGGGAGUGGAUUCACCCAGAGAUAGACAACCCCAAAUACAGGCCUGACCCCACCAUUUGUCAUUAUCACAACAUCAGCGUCCUUGGCCUGGAUCUUUGGCAGGUGAAAUCGGGCAGCAUCUUUGACAAUUUCCUUCUAACGAAUGAUGAGGAGUUUGCUGAAGAGGUUGGAAAUAUGACCUGGGGGUUAAGAAAGGAUAUAGAACAGCAGUGGAGAGAGCUGUAUGAAGAAAUGGAGAAAAAGAAGGAGGCGGAAGAGGCCAAGAAGAAGAGGGAGAAGGAGCGAGCCAGGCAAGAGGAUGUGUGGGGGCUGGAUGAGGAGGACGAGGAGGAGGAUGGAGAGCAGUCCGACGAAGCAGAUGAAAAGCCCAAGCAGAAGUACAGCGCUGGGAGGACGGCUCUGGGCAAAGAGGAAGCCCGCUUUGAUCAGAAGGACGAACUGUAA
Molecule: messenger RNA, 1323 nt
Organism: Psammomys obesus (fat sand rat)
Lineage: Eukaryota; Metazoa; Chordata; Mammalia; Rodentia; Muridae
Product: calreticulin-like
Exons: 9
Coding region: 1-1323 (440 amino acids)
Biological process (GO): protein folding
Cellular component (GO): endoplasmic reticulum membrane; endoplasmic reticulum
Molecular function (GO): calcium ion binding
Source: RefSeq, a predicted model, not a curated record